AACUUUCUUUUUGUUGUUGCGGUAAACACAGAUUUGAGAAUAAUAGUUCCGUGACAACUUCUAAUUAUUUAAGUGAAUUUAAAUACAUACCAUAAAAAUUUUAAUGGCCCUAGGAAAAAUCAAACCGACCUCUUCCCCAAAAAAAAAAAAAAAAAAAAAAACCAUACUUAACCAUUAAGCAAUGAAAGAAAUGUUCCUUAAUCGGAUUAUAUAAAUGGAAUGUACGAGAGAGAUUCCGUCAAAUAAACUGAGAGAAUAGAAGAUAAUGGAAAAAGAAAAUGAAAGAAAUGGUCUACACUGCGUUGCAGAAAUAUCAGUAUUACCAGAGGGAUGCAUAUCGGACAUAGUUUCACUGACAACUCCUAAGGAUGCGUGCACCGCAUGUGCGGUUUCUCCUAUAUUCCGUGCGGCUGCCGAGUCCAACGCAGUCUGGGAGAGGUUCUUGCCGUCCGAUUAUCAAGCCAUCAUUGCUCGAUCAUCAUCAUCAUUGGAUUCCUUGAACUUCUCUUCUAAGAAACAUCUCUACCUUAGUCUCUCCGAUAACCCCAUCUUGAUCGAUGACAAUAAAAAGAGCUUUUUCUUGGACAAAUUGAGUGGUAAGAAAUGUUACCUUCUUGCUGCAAGGGACCUUUCCAUCGUAUGGGGUAGCACUCCUGAGUAUUGGAGUUGGGUUUCUCUACCUGAAUCCAGGUUCGCUGAGGUUGCUGAACUUCUCGAUGUUUGUUGGUUUGAAAUCUGUGGCAAGAUGAGUACUUCCAUGCUGUCUCCGACAACAAACUAUGCUGCUUACCUUGUGUUUAAGUUGAGGAGCAGAGCCUAUGGAUUUGGUGACCCUCCUUUCAAGGCUUCAGUUGGAACUAUUGGAGGAGGUGAAGUUUAUAAACAAUCUGUUUGUUUGGACCUGGGGGAGCCAAGCCUGGAUGGCCAGAUUCUACUUCCGGAGCAGCCGCACAUUUCAUGUCCCAAACGGAGAAAAGAUGGGUGGUUAGAGAUUGAGUUGGGUGAGUUUUUCAAUGAGGGAGGACAAGAUGAUGAACUGCAGAUUAGACUCACGGAGAUAGAAGCUGGUAGGUGGAAGUCUGGCCUCAUUGUUGAAGGGAUCGAGAUCAGGCCAACAAUGGGUUAAUUAAAUUUGUGCUUUAUCAUCACUAAGUGGCAUUAAUGUACUAUCAAACUUAUAUUGUGUUAAUAUUUUCCUUUAUUGACAAAAUUUUGAACAUCUAAAAUUACAAGCUUAUUGGUAAAACCAUAUUUAUACCC
This is a messenger RNA of Quercus lobata, 1260 nucleotides long. RefSeq names its product F-box protein PP2-B10-like. The transcript is spliced from 3 exons. Lineage: Eukaryota; Viridiplantae; Streptophyta; Magnoliopsida; Fagales; Fagaceae. The record is from RefSeq and is a predicted model, not a curated record. Gene Ontology annotation, molecular function: protein binding. Bases 266 to 1126 code for a protein of 286 amino acids.